AUGGUGGCAUUUUAUCUUCUUCUCAUAUUUCAAGUACAAGCUAAAGGUGGAAUUACCUCGAAAGUUGAAGAAAACAACAUCUUGCAUUCACCUUGGAAGUGACUGGGGGAUUUUCUCAUUAAUUAUCCAGUAGUUUCCACAAUUCUAUCUGUAUUAAUUUUAAUGACGCUUUUUGUUCUGAUCGCAAGGUGUAGAAAAAGCUGGCAAAAAGAAUCAGAUGUCAGCAUCAUACUAGGCUCAAGAUCUCUUAAUAGAAAAGAAAAGAAAAGCCUAUUGGGUUAA
Molecule: messenger RNA, 282 nt
Organism: Blepharisma stoltei
Lineage: Eukaryota; Ciliophora; Heterotrichea; Heterotrichida; Blepharismidae
Source: the annotation of a GenBank genome assembly